AUGGCUUGUGUUCCCUCCCCUCUGACGCUCCGGCUCCACAUAAAUAGGAAGCUCGCCAGCUCAGCGGCACACUUCAGCUCAGCCGCUCAGGAAGCAAGCAUCUCCCGUCAAAAAGCACAACAAGAAAACGCAAACAGAAUGAGUCCCAGCUUCACUACUGAGGCCAGCCAGCCUCUCCCUGCAAGGUCCACCGUGGCCCAGAGAAAACAAGCCAACGAACUUAGAAAGACUCUUAAACCCCUGCUGGAGAAGAGAAGACGAGCUCGCAUCAAUGACAGUCUCAAUCAUUUGAAGAGCCUGAUUUUGCCCCUUGUUGGCAAAGAUAACGCACGCUACUCCAAGCUGGAAAAAGCGGACAUUCUGGAAAUGACAGUCCGCUUCCUCAGAGAUCUUCCUUCCACCCCAGUCAAAGACUCCGCAGACAGUUACAGAGAAGGUUACAAAGCUUGCCUCCAGCGUGUUUCCGCGCUGCUUCCCAAAAGUCUGGAUCAGGACGCGUGCCAACGGGUGCACGACUUCGUCCAGCAGUCCAUGUCUGCCACCGUCACUCCAACCUGCCUGAACUGCUGUGCCCAGAGCUCCAGGACUUUACCUCAGAUCCAAGAGAAAAUUAUGAGCCUCAAAUCCAGCUUCACCUCCAGGCUGGAGACUCAGCACCGCAGCAGCAGCGCAGUGGCUCCAAGCAGAGCGCAGGCAGACCAGCAGGCUGUCAGCGCUGCUACGUGGAGACCUUGCUCCACCCAGUGCUUCCUGCAUAAGUUCUCUAAUGACUCUGCUAUAGUUGACCUCAUCAUUGAUGGGGAUGACAGGGAGUACAGAGAACUGACCAUAGGUUUUGUGGACUGGUGCCAGCAGAACUGCUUCCAGAUCAACAAUAGAAAAACCACGGAGCUGGUGGUAGAUUCCCACAGAUGCUCUCUACAGAAACGGGCAGAGCAGGCUGUACCUGUGUCUUUUGAGGUGAAAGACCCACUCCUGAAGACCUAUGACUCUGUGGUGGUCUCAGCCAUCUUUUACGGUGUGGUGUGCUGGGGCAGCAGCAUCUCUGCUGGGAACAGGAAGAGACUGAACAGGCAGAUCUGGAGGAAUGUGGGUCCCGUUCAAAUCGUUUUGUGCCGGCUUGGGGGCGUACCCAUGACGCACGGAAACCGACGCCACGGACCUGGAUAUAUACCCCAGUACUUGGCCGUUAGAGGCACAACUUCGCCUAUCUUGGUUUUGAACACUACUCUGGCACAAAGUCGACGCUGA
Molecule: messenger RNA, 1251 nt
Organism: Pundamilia nyererei
Lineage: Eukaryota; Metazoa; Chordata; Actinopteri; Cichliformes; Cichlidae
Source: RefSeq, a predicted model, not a curated record